Molecule: messenger RNA, 1242 nt
Organism: Dendrobium catenatum
Lineage: Eukaryota; Viridiplantae; Streptophyta; Magnoliopsida; Asparagales; Orchidaceae
Product: growth-regulating factor 1
Exons: 4
Coding region: 144-938 (264 amino acids)
Biological process (GO): developmental process; DNA-templated transcription; regulation of DNA-templated transcription
Cellular component (GO): nucleus
Molecular function (GO): ATP binding
Source: RefSeq, a predicted model, not a curated record
CUUAUUUGUUUAAUCGUGCCAUUAUAUCACUAAAGCGAGCAAGUAGAAAUUUGUUUGCUUCAGUAGCAGGAUUCUGCUAUAAGGUUUCUCUUCCUCUUGCCCACUCUUCUUCUUCUUCUUACCUGUAACUCGUGCAAGAAAAGAUGAUGAGUGGGAGAAGCAGUUCAAGGUACCCCUUCACUGCUUCCCAAUGGCAGGAGUUGGAACACCAAGCUCUCAUCUUCAAGUACAUGGCUUCAGGCAUUCCCAUCCCUCAUGAUCUUAUCGUUCCUAUAAGAAGAAGCUUCCUUCUUGACUCCACUUCAACCUCACCUUCCCUUGCUUUCCCUCCCCACACGCAAUUGGGGUGGAGCUGCUUUCAAAUGGGAUAUGGGAGGAAAACAGAGGAUCCAGAGCCAGGGAGAUGCAGGAGAACAGAUGGAAAGAAAUGGAGAUGCUCAAAGGAGGCUUACCCAGAUUCCAAGUACUGUGAGAGGCACAUGCAUAGAGGAAAGAACCGUUCAAGAAAGCCUGUGGAAAUCUCUCUUGCUACUAAAACAAACCAUUCCUCUUCCACUUCUUCUGCACAAAUGUCUCCUUACUCAGCAAAUCUCUCAAUCUCCACUCCAGAGAUUUGCCACCAUUUGUGCCCUUACCCAAGCUCUUCAGUAACAUCUCCUUUUCAGUUAGAUUCGGCAAACUAUUCUGAUAGGGAAUACAGGCAGGGAGCAGAGAUCAGGCGGAGUUCAUCGGAGUUCAAACCUCAGUGGAUGAGCUCCAUGGCAAAAGCCAAGCAGAGCAACUACACUCUGUCUAAAGAGGAGGAGGAGGAGAGGCAGAGGCCUCUUCGCCAUUUCUUUGACGAGUGCCCAGAGAGGAACAAGGAGCAGUGGAUGGACAUGGAAGACGAGAGCAGCUCAUACACCAAGACUCAGCUCUCCAUCUCCUUCCCAAAAUGAUAGAGAUGACAUGGCGAAUGGGAGAAGAAGAAAAAGCUCCAAUGGUUGCUGCUUGCUGGGAUGAUUUUCACUGUCCAUUCACUGUUUUGAGUUCAGUUAUUUGUUUGUUUUUUUGCCAUGUUUAUUCUUCAGUUUCAGAGAGGAGGAGAGAGCUGCCUUUUUGAACUUUUUUAGGAGUAUAUUUUUCCUCUGCAAAUGUGUGGUUUUUGUUUGCUUUCUCUUGUCUCUGCUCAACUCUGUGCAGUCCUAAGUUGUAUGUUCUCUCUGUGUGACUAAAAUCUGCUGCAAAUCUCCUCCAAUGGGA